Molecule: messenger RNA, 1161 nt
Organism: Chara braunii
Lineage: Eukaryota; Viridiplantae; Streptophyta; Charophyceae; Charales; Characeae
Source: the annotation of a GenBank genome assembly
UGAGGGGUCAAGGUCGUAGCUGCUACAGUCCUGAAAGGUCAAGGUCGUAGCUGCUACUGUAUUCGAAAGGCCAGGUCUGCAGACUUCCGGAAGGUCCCAGUAGUGGCCUUUCGAAGUUUGCUCACGUUUAGACAGAGGCAAGUGGGCAAGUGGUGAGCCCAACUGUGUCUUGUGACUGUUGUUGUGGUUGUUGUGGUGGUUAUGGUUGUUGUUGUGAUGGUUGUUGUGGUGGUUAUCGUUGUUGUUGUGGUGGUUGUUGUUGUUGUGGUGGUUGUGGUGGUGGUUGUUGUGGUGGUGGUUGUUGUUGUGGUUGUUGUUGUGGUUGUUGUUGUGGUUGUUGUUGUGGUUGUUGUUGUGGUUGUUCUGGUUGUUGUUGUGGUUGUGGUUGUUGUUGUUUUUGUGGUGGUGGUUGUUGUUGUUGUCGUGGUGGUGGUGGUGGUGGUGGUGGUGGUGGUGGUUGCAGUGGUUGUUGUGGUUGUGGUGGUUGUUGUUGUGGUGGUGGUUCUUGUGGUUGUUGUUGUGGUGGUGGUUGUGGUUGUGGUGGUGGUGGUGGUGGUGGUGGUUCUUCUGGUUGUGGUUGUGGUGGUUCUUGUGGUUCUUGUGGUUGUGGUGGUUGUGGUGGUUGUUGUGGUGGUGGUUGUUGUUGUUGUGGUGGUUGUUGUGGUGGUGGUGGUUGUUUUUGCGGUUGUUGUUGUGGUUGUUGUUGAUGUUGUUGUUGUUGUGGUUGUUGUUGUGGUGAUUGUUGGUGGUGUGGUUGUGGUGGUGGUGGUUGUGGUUAUGAUGGUUGUUGUGGUGGUGGUUGUGGUUGUUGUUGUGGUUGUGGUUGUGGUUGUGGUUGUGGUUGUUGUGGUGGUGCUGGUGGUUGUGAUUGUUGUUGUGGUUGUGGUUGUGGUGGUGGUGGUUGUGGUUGUGGUGUUAGUGGUGGUGGUGGUGGUUGUGGUUGUGGUUGUGGUUGUGGUGGUGGUUGUGGUGGUGGUGGUGGUUGUGGUGGUGGUGGUGGUGGUGGUGGUGGUUGUGGUGGUGGUGGUUGUGGUGGUGGUGGUGGUUGUGGUGGUCGUGGUGCAGUGCCAGGCCCUUAGCAGUAUGCCAUAGCCUCGGCCUGAUUGACGAGGAAGAAGGAGGCCAUGGCCAUGGUGGACCUCUAGUUAUGCCAAGCAGUAG